Molecule: messenger RNA, 1059 nt
Organism: Chenopodium quinoa (quinoa)
Lineage: Eukaryota; Viridiplantae; Streptophyta; Magnoliopsida; Caryophyllales; Amaranthaceae
Product: ER membrane protein complex subunit 8/9 homolog
Exons: 6
Coding region: 230-826 (198 amino acids)
Cellular component (GO): EMC complex
Source: RefSeq, a predicted model, not a curated record
GACGGAUCUAUUCCUUUAAUAACUGUGACGGGUCAUAGGGAUUUACAGAAUUGGUCUCUCUCAAAUUAGUGAGAUAUCCAUUGAAGCGCACUCAACGUUCUCUAUUGAAGCGCAGUUGGCGAUCUCCGUUGAAUCUAGUUCUUGUAUCCCCCAUUGAAGCAACUUCUGAGUGUGAUAAUUAUGUAGGUGUGAAUUGAAGUAAAUCGAAGUCAAUUGGUGUUAAAUUAUUAUGGGGGAUUUGAUGUAUGAAAUUGGGCAAAAUGCGUAUAUAAAGCUAGUGCUACACGCCUUAAAGCAUAAGGAGAGCUCUGUGAAUGGGGUUUUCGUUGGCCGCUUUGAUGGUGGCAAGGGUGUGGUCGAAAUUGUUGACGCUGUCCCUCUUUUUCAUUCUAACAUUGGUCUUCUCCCUGCCCUUGAGAUCGCCCUCAUUCAGAUAGAAGAGCAUUAUGCUAGUCAGGGUUUGAGCUUGGUGGGUUACUUCCAUGCAAAUGAAAGAUCUGAUGACAACGAUCUUGGUAAUGUUGCCAAGAACAUUGGAGAUCAUCUUUGUCGAUACUUUCCUCAGGGUGGAGUUCUUUUGUUGGACAAUAGCAAACUGGAAGCGUUACCAAAAGUGAAAGAUCGUAGCCCUGUAAUGCAGCUAUAUUCAAAAAAUGGUUCCACAUGGAAAGUAGAGGAGAGUAAUCGGCUGGUACUAAAGGAGCCAUCAGCAAACAUAAUAUUGCUGGACUAUGUGUCAACUCAGAAAUGGGAGGACAUUGCAGACUUUGAUGAUCACCUCGACGACAUUAACAAGGAUUGGCUAAAUGCUCAUUUAUUCAAGUGAGAUUUUUAAAGCUAGACAGCAUUCAUCUGAGUAUGUCCUGUUUAAUUUUGUAUGCAAUUUGGAGCAAAGGAAAAUUAAACGAAAAGAUGAAUUAUAGGUUCAAAUCUUAUGAAUUUUCUCCUUGUUUUUAAGCUUAAUUUUUUUUUUUGGUAAUUCUAAUGAAUUAUUUGUAUUGCCUUUUGGCUUUUUUUACAUUGCCAAUAGCAGCUAAUCAGGAUUUUGACAAACUCGUA